Molecule: messenger RNA, 2865 nt
Organism: Papilio polytes (common Mormon)
Lineage: Eukaryota; Metazoa; Arthropoda; Insecta; Lepidoptera; Papilionidae
Gene: TyrRS-m
Product: tyrosine--tRNA ligase, mitochondrial
Exons: 8
Coding region: 274-1659 (461 amino acids)
Biological process (GO): tyrosyl-tRNA aminoacylation
Cellular component (GO): mitochondrion; cytosol
Molecular function (GO): ATP binding; RNA binding; tyrosine-tRNA ligase activity
Source: RefSeq, a predicted model, not a curated record
GCGUGAAUUGAAACUUUUUUGUUCAGUUGUCAAUCAGCUGAACCAUCUGUCAAACUGUCAAAUUAUCAGUUUGAGUCAAAAAAAUGUAAACUCAGUUAAAAGUAAAAGGUGAUUUUUAAAAAUAAACCAGCAAAGUCCGUUUAAUUUUAGUAUCGCCGUAGUUACACAACAUACUAAUAACAUAAUUGCGCGAGUCACAACACAAAUGUUAGAAGAAUUCAGGUUAUUUUAUCAAAUGCUUUUCUAACCUAUAUAGCAAUCUAAUUUGUUAAAAUGCUAUACUUUAAGCAUUUUUGUCGCGUACAUUACAAGAAUAUUACACAAACAUGUGUACGACUAUAUAGUAGGAAUAUUUUAAAGCUUAAAGAUCGAGGAAUGUAUCAAGAUGUAUUUCCAAAUACAGCGGCAUCUGAUAUUCUUAAUCUAUUGAACAAAUCUCCACAGUGUGUGUAUGCUGGAUUUGACCCUACAGCUGACAGUCUUCAUGUUGGAAAUCUACUUGUUAUUAUAAACUUGUUACACUGGCAAAGAGGUGGUCAUGAUGUCAUUGCAUUGCUUGGUGGUGCAACAGGACACAUUGGGGAUCCAAGUGGAAAAAGUACAGAUCGUGUGGCAUUAGCAAGUAACAUAAUAGCUGACAAUAUUGCAUGCAUUAAAAGUAACCUGGAAACAGUAUUUGAAAACCACAAGAAAUAUAUUUGGUCAGAAGAUGAAGACAAAUUAAAACCUAUACGGAUUGUGAACAAUGAAACUUGGUAUAAAGAGAUCAAUUCAAUACAAUUUGUGAGUGAUAUUGGUCGUAACUUCAGAAUGGGAACAAUGCUGUUAAAGCAAAGCGUUAAGAACAGGAUUAACUCUGACGUAGGAAUGAGUUUUACUGAAUUUUCAUAUCAAAUAUUUCAGUCGUAUGAUUGGCUACAUUUAUUAAAAGAAUACAAUUGUAGAUUUCAGAUUGGUGGAAGUGAUCAAAUGGGAAAUAUCUCAGCUGGACAUGAGCUAAUUACUAGAAUGAUGAAGCAAGAUGUGUAUGGUUUGACGCUGCCAUUAGUUACAACAGAAGAGGGUGAUAAAUUUGGCAAAUCUGCAGGAAACGCUUUAUGGUUAGAUGGAAAGAAAACAAGUCCAUAUAGUUUGUAUCAAUAUUUUAUCAGGACUAAGGAUUCAGAUGUGGAAAGGUUACUGAAGCUAUUCACUUUCUAUAGUUUAGGAGAAAUCAAAGAUAUUAUGUACAAGCAUAAACAUCAUCCAGAACAAAGAUUUCCACAAACAUGCUUAGCUGAACAACUUACAACUUUAGUGCAUGGAGAGGAAGGUCUUGCCCGAGCUCGACAAGCAACAGAUGCAAUAUACAGUAAAGAUGUAAAAUCUCUAGUGACCCUGAGCGCAUCGGAUUUAGAACAAGUGUUUGAUGGUGCGCCUGUUAUCAAACUACUUUUAUCGCCCGGCAUCACUGUGCUCAAGUUGGGCAUAAUGGCAAACUGCUUCCCUACAGAAGGUGACGCAAUGAGGAUAAUUCAAGCAGGCGGCUUCUACAUAAAUCACCAAAGAAUAAAAAAUAUAAAUGAAGUUAUAACAGAAUCUGCACAUAUUCUACCAAAUCUAAUAUCAUUACUAAGAGUUGGAAAAAGGAAUUAUUACAUAGUCAAGUGGCAAACAUAAUGUAUUUAAGAUGAAAUAAAAAACAUUAAUAUCGGAAUAUAAUCGUUAUAAUUACUUACAACAGAAGCUUGUAUACUUGCAGUAUAUAAUAAAAUGCGUAUCACAUAAACGUCGUAAAUACUACAUAACAUAAACUAGCCUAGAGUUAUAGUCACUGUAAUAGCGCGGCUAAAAUAACUAAUGCACUGUCAAGUUAUAAAAUAUCAUAAAAAUAUGGCUACACAUAAUACAACUCGUUACGUUUUGUGCAUCCCCUCCGUGGACUCGAUCUCCCUAAUAUCACAAGGCAUUAUCGUAACAUCUCUAUAUUGUACAACACCCCAUUCAUUGACCACUCAGUGCUACACAUGGCUCACCAGCUGAGCAGCUCAGUUCGCAUGGAUGUAGCAGAUCAGUGAACCGGCUCACAGAUCAACUCCAUUCAUACCUGUAUAUAGGUAUGAUUUGCUUGAGUUGCGAGUCAUCUGCCAGUUUGCAGCUCUACAGCUUCCAGUUAUAAUACAUAGUAUUGAGCCAUAGAUCAAUGGGUCAAAAUGGUGAACUGAUCUGUUGAACUGGUUCAGACCUGAUUUACUCACGUCCACUCAGUGCAAUGCAAAAGCUUUUGCUGUGACAUUUCUUAUUUGAAUUAAAUCUUGAAAAAUUUAUAUACAUCUUUAUAGUAAUCACUGACUGCCGGACUCUAAGUGGCCACAAAGGACAUCCUAUAGUGUACAUUUAGUUUAAUCAAUGGAUUCUGAGUCCGGCAGUGAUGCAUUCACCUAUAUACGAUUAAAAAAAUAAUUGACCCAUGCAAAAUAUACUAUGCACUAUUGAUUUCUAUUUGCACUAAUAAUACUCGAUUAUCAGCCGAUUCCUAUGAUUUACUUCUAAAUAGAGGGCAUCAGUCUGCGAUUUUUAAAAUCGUUCGUCUUAAUUUUAGCGGCAAAGCAUUUUGCGACCGUUUAUACUUUUAUAUACCUACCAAUACUGCGUACAAAGAUUUAAAUACACUUAAACGGACACUUUACAUGUGUUCUUAAUGUUAUGUAUUUCACAAUAUACUUAAACACGAACUGCAGAGAAUAUAAAACGAGUUUCCUGCCUCGUUGUUUUAAAAUUUUCUGGAAUAUAAAAUGCCGAUUUUAUAGUCGCUUUUAGAUGACCAAUGAAGGUAUUCACAAAAAUCAAAUAAUUACUCAAACAAUGAGCUUACGAAACACGAUG